AUGAACCCCAUCUACAAGGGUUUCAGGACCCUACUAUGGGCGCUUUAUUUCAACUUGGGAGCAUCUUUGAUAUCAAUGACCCAGGUCCUGUCCUUGCCCCUGGCUCUGAUUGCGCCAGGAGUAUACCACCGACACAUCAACAAAACCGAGGGCCACUUUGGAGCAUUCCUACUCAAGAUGAACCAGCUCUUUGCGCCUUCGGAUAUCAUCCUCACAGGCGAUGAGAGCGACGAGACAUUGUUAAACUUGCCGGAUCGCUUGGUGCUGAUCUCGAACCACCAGAUCUAUUCAGAUUGGAUGUAUCUCUGGUGCUUUGCAUAUCUUGCAGAGAAGCACAGGGCGCUCAAGAUUAUUCUCCGGGGCGACCUGACCUGGAUCCCUGUCUUUGGCUGCGGCAUGCGUUUUUUCGACUUUAUCCUGCUGAAGCGCAAUGACUGGGCGCAUGACAAGCGUGCGAUUGAAGAAAACUUGGAUCGUGCCAGCAAGGGAGGGCCUCUGUGGCUCGUGGUCUUCCCAGAGGGGACCGUUGUUUCCAAGGGAACGCGUAAACGAUCAACCGCGUUUGCAGAGAAGGCUGGACUGACGGACCAUCGCCAUGUGCUACUGCCCCGUACCAGUGGCCUGUUUGUGUGCAUUAGCAAACUUCGGGGAUCAGUCGAGUACAUCUAUGACGCCACCGUGGGAUAUUCUGGAGUUCACUAUGGCGAGAUUCCUCAAGAGCUGUAUCCUUUGCCUGGGUUGUACGUGGACCAAGCACAGCCCAAGGAAAUCAACAUGCAUCUGCGUCGAUUUGCAAUCAAGGACAUUCCAGAGACAGAACCGGAAUUUGUGGAUUGGGUUCGUGCACGGUGGCAGGAGAAGGAUGAUUUGAUGGAGGAGUUUUACACCACCGGAAAGUUCCCCUCCAAGCUGACAUUGGAGGACAUUAGUGGGUCUGAGGAAUUUACAGAUUCAAAGAAGGGACAGACGCAGGGACAGAGUAUCAGGAUUCCGUUGAAGUCGCGCAACAUGCUGGAUUACCUGUCGCCUUCCGCCCUCAGUGUGAUUGCCUUGCCCAUCGUGGCAUUUGCGAUCCGUUAUGGGCUCCAGCACUCUUCAUAG
Messenger RNA from Gamsiella multidivaricata, 1101 nucleotides. Its product is annotated as acyltransferase-domain-containing protein. Gene Ontology annotation, cellular component: endomembrane system. Lineage: Eukaryota; Fungi; Mortierellomycota; Mortierellomycetes; Mortierellales; Mortierellaceae. Gene Ontology annotation, molecular function: acyltransferase activity. The record is from RefSeq and is a predicted model, not a curated record. The coding region runs from base 1 to 1101 and encodes 366 amino acids. The transcript has 6 exons.